AUGAGACGUGGUCUCAUUCCGUGGCUCAUUCUGGGCCUUGUCGCCAUUUCGUUCGCUGUUGAGAUUAAAACAGAAGCGGAUCUCGAGUCAUUCGUUGAUGGUGGAGAAGAUGAAGUGAUCGAUCCGGAAGCUGAGGAGAUUCGAGCGGCAAGACAGAUCUCUCGCACGUUUGUUAGACGACGACAAAGAGCGCGAGCUACUCAUGAGAAUCCAUCCUCUCCGCCGAUCGCAAGAAAUCCGACAUUUGAUCGACGAUUCGAGAAUCUCAAUCGACCGAUGAGACAAUUUCGGAUGAGAAGACCUCCGCCUCUUCCUCAACGUCCAAUGUUCUUCCGUCGUCGUUUUCCCCGUCCACUCCUUCGACCACCACAACCACCGCAAAUCUCACCAAUCUCUCCGCCAAGAGUCCGACAACCGCAGCCUCCCCAAACACCGCCACAAAUCGUCCGACCCGAGGCUCGGAUACCUCAAGCUCCACAGGGAGGAUCUCAAACCCAGCCUCCUCAGCCUCCUCAACCCCCACUGAUCCCUCCACUGAUCCCUCCACGCUCUCAACCCCAAUUCCCCAGGCUCCAGCAUCGACGACCGAUGCGACCAACGACAGCAACGAUGAACACUUCGAGACAAAGCUUAUCCCCAUCAAUUCCCACCGCACCACCGACUUUUGCUUUGCCAAGUCAACCGACAAUUGCACCAACAACAACGGCAAGAAGGCUACCGGAAACUCUUCCGCAAAAGCCACAAGAUGAUUCGUUUGAUGCGAAUGGCCGACGAACAUUCACCCGUUUACGCCCACAAGCAGCUCGACGAUUCAAUGUGCCGAAUCGUUUGACUCGACCCCCACCGGCAUCUCCACCACGAAUCUCCAUCAUCCCAUCAACCCAAUUCCCCACCAGUCAGACAACAACAAAGACGUUCAUACAACCGUCAACUUCAUCUGUGAUUUCCACACAUUUCACAAAUCCAACUACGACAAUCAAUCGAGCGCCAAGCACUUUCUCAAGUCCACCAACGUCAAUAACAACAAGACUCACAAAUCCUUCACUCCCAUCGACGACAACCACACAAUUCCAAGCAAGAACUCAAACUCAAACUCAAACGAGUCUCACACCGUCUACCGCUCUAUUUACAACGCGAGGCCCCGCACCCCCAGCCCCACAAAGCACAACAUUGACCAGCCGUCCCUCAUUCGGCACAUCGAUGCCAUCUCCUCCAUCUCCUCCACCGCCUCCUCCCCGUCCUCCCCUCCUUUCCCCGCCAUCCACAAAUGGAUUCAAUGCUAAUUCGAUUGACGAACCCGUUCCACCAGCUCGUCAACCCGGUCUACAGAUCACGAGCUUCCCAACGGUGCCCGGCUCUCCAGCGGCACUACCGCCAGAUGACGUUGUGGUGAAUGCCUUAAAUGUGGCCGAGGAUUUCAUGGCCGUCGCCAGAAGGUUCAACUUGCGACGAGCGAUGCGCAGGAAGCGAAUGGCCGAGUGGCAACGCGCUUCGCUGCCAAUCGAG
This is a messenger RNA of Mesorhabditis belari, 1506 nucleotides long. The record is from the annotation of a GenBank genome assembly. NCBI's taxonomy places the organism in Eukaryota, Metazoa, Nematoda, Chromadorea, Rhabditida, Rhabditidae.